Molecule: messenger RNA, 231 nt
Organism: Tupaia belangeri chinensis (Chinese tree shrew)
Lineage: Eukaryota; Metazoa; Chordata; Mammalia; Scandentia; Tupaiidae
Product: signal transducer CD24
Exons: 1
Coding region: 1-231 (76 amino acids)
Biological process (GO): regulation of cell-cell adhesion; cell adhesion; cell activation
Cellular component (GO): external side of plasma membrane; membrane raft
Molecular function (GO): protein tyrosine kinase activator activity
Source: RefSeq, a predicted model, not a curated record
AUGAACAGAGCGAUGGUGGCCAGGCUGGGGCUGCUGCUUCUGGCACUGCUCCUACCUACGCAGAUUUAUUCAAAUCAAACAACUGUCAUAACACUUCCAAGUAACUACUCCCAGAAUAUCUCAGCUGCCCCAAAUCCAGCUAAUGCCACCACCAAGGCCGCUGGCAGUGCCCUGCAGUCAACAGCCAGUCUCCUUGUGACCUCACUUUCUCUUCUAAAUCUCUGCUGUUAA